Molecule: messenger RNA, 1349 nt
Organism: Aquila chrysaetos chrysaetos
Lineage: Eukaryota; Metazoa; Chordata; Aves; Accipitriformes; Accipitridae
Gene: NHEJ1
Product: non-homologous end joining factor 1
Exons: 8
Coding region: 190-1116 (308 amino acids)
Biological process (GO): double-strand break repair via nonhomologous end joining
Cellular component (GO): DNA ligase IV complex; nucleus
Molecular function (GO): DNA end binding
Source: RefSeq, a predicted model, not a curated record
UUCCCCGUGCCGAUGACCUGUGGCGCACGGUGCUACACAUCCCAGCGUGCCCCGGCCUCUCGCAUGCCGCGGAAGAGAGCAGCAUGCUGGGAGCCGUAGUCUGGCCCUCGCCUCCGGCCCGGCAUCGCUCGCCUCUGCAAAGCCCCUCGCCCCGACAGCUUUUGGCCUGCCGGCUCCUCUUGCCCUCGGAUGGAGGGCUCCGAGGAGCUGGAGAGCAGCCUUCUGACAAAGCCCUGGGCUUCUGUUUGCUUUGGUGAAUCCGCUUUUCUUGCCAAAGUGUGCUUCAGGGAUACUGGCUACAUCCUGCUGAUCUCCGACCUCAGCAGCGUCUGGUACGAGAGUGCAGACGCUGAGGCUGUGGGACAAAGGUCCAAGGAGCUGAACAAGCGGCUGACGGUCCACGUGUCCUCCUUCCUGCACCACUUGUGUGACUUGAUGUCCCCCUUGCUGGCAGGGCAGUCGGAUACCGCCACCUCCUUCUCCUGCCACCACACUGCUGGUGGCCUCAGCCUGCAUGUGAAGAGCACGCUGUCAGGACUGCCCUUCUACUGGAAAUUCCACUGCUGCCCGGCUCCCGUGGAGAUGGUGUCCCGUCACCUCGUGAGGCCCCUGAUUCGGAUGAGCCUGGCACUGCAGUACCAGGUGCAAGAGCUGACCUUCCUGCUGCUCCAGAAGGAUGCUGAGAUCGAAGACUACAGGGAGAAUGGGGCCACUCUCAGCAGAGACCGCCUGCGGACAGAGCCUUUCCAGGAAGAAAUGUUUCAGCAGAACUUCAUGGCUGAGAGCUUGCCCCAGAUCUGCGGUGUGGCAGAAGGGCAGGCGUUCGCCUCUGCUCUGCAGCAGCUCUACGCAGCAGUGACACAGCAGGAGGCCAAGCAGUCUCGGAAACGGCAGCGCUCAGGUGAGGAGCUCCGUGGCUGUGGGAUGGGAAAGGACACUGAGGGCCCGACACCUGCUGCAGAAACUACAGGGCACCCCCAUCCACCACCUCCAUCCCAGGAGGAUGAAACAGCAUCUUCCAGCGAGGGAACCACGCCAGCCUCCUCCCCAGCUCAGAAGCUCCGGCUGCCUGUGUCCAAGGCCAAGCCAAAGAAGGCAAAGGGGCUCUUCAGCUGAAAGGUCACUGCUACCCACCCCAAGGGUCUCUGCUCCCCCCAGCAUCCAAGAGAGGCAGUGCAGAGCACCCACGCGUCCUCUGCCUCCUCUCCUGCAUCUCCUGGCGGACCCCGCCCAGGUCGUGGUCCCCUCCCAAGGUGUCUCCAGCCAGGGAGAUGGGGCAUCUCCUUUCUUCAAUGGUGUCUCAGGAACCUCUUUUCUCCCUCUUCCUGGUGCAGAGCUUGCCCAGGCUG